Molecule: messenger RNA, 1964 nt
Organism: Anastrepha obliqua
Lineage: Eukaryota; Metazoa; Arthropoda; Insecta; Diptera; Tephritidae
Exons: 4
Coding region: 810-1964 (384 amino acids)
Molecular function (GO): nucleic acid binding
Source: RefSeq, a predicted model, not a curated record
AAUAUGUGCAGUCACCCUCGUUUAUGCAUGCGGUGUGGCUGACAGCCACAUGAUUUCGUUUUUCACCUUCUAAUUGAACCGUCAAUGGUGUUUGUUUGUUUUUAGUAGUGCGCCUUUUGAGCUCAUUGUUGAUUUUUAAUAAGGCGUGCCAUUUGUACUGUAUGGCUAAGUUUGUACUCGCUUUACGCUUUGUAACAAGUCAUUGCGCAUUAUUUUACUGUAUUUAUAUGUUAAUAUAAAUACGCUAAUUAAAGGCGCCAGUGAAUUUUCUGGAAGCGCACGGCUUUUACCAGGCAUUGGAACUUUAGUGUAGCUGUGAGUCUUAUCUGUGGCUGCUGGUAUAAGUUUGAGAUGCGAUGUGUCAGCGGUACCGGUGUAUCAGUCAACAGAGAGAAUAUGAAAAAAUAAGCUUAAUUGUUAUUGUACUAUUUUACAGCUUAAAUUCGAAAUUAUUACUCACCGUUUGAAAACGCAUAGUAGGAAAGUGAUUUCAUCUCAUUUCUUACUGAGGCUAUGAAUACGUGCCCAGACAUGAGAAAAUUGUUUGGGCAAUACAAAAAGAAAACUGUUAUAUUGCAUUUAUUUAUGAAAGUUAUGAUUGGUAUCAUUAAUUACUGCAAUUUCCUACUAACUUUGAGUACAAAAGGUACAAAUUAGGACGAUUAGCAAGAAAAUCGAGAAAGCUUUGAGAUCUACUAACGAGUGAUUUUUUAGCUAUUAUCUUUUUAAACAGUUGGUUUAAACAGCUGACGCACGUUUCGUGUUUUGUUUCACUGUCAAACAUCUUCAGUUUGGUCUAUAAUUUAACCAUGAAUAGUCUUACAAACAAACAACGCUUGCAAAUCAUUGCAUUUUAUUAUAAAAAUGCGUGUUCUGUUAAGAAAGUUUAUCGCGGGCUUCUUCCAUUUUAUGGUCAGUUUAAUCGACCCACUGAAGCGGCUAUUCGAGCUAUUGUGACUAAAUUUAGAACCAAAUUUACAUUAUUGGACAUCAAACCAGCAACACGCUUACGUAGAGUGCGAACUGAAGGAAAUAUCGCAGCUGUAUCGGCCAGUGUUAAUGAUGACCAUCAAUUAUCGAUUCAUCGCCGUUCGCAGCAAUUGGGCCUCUGUUACUCAACAACGUGGAAAAUUUUGCGAAUGGAUUUAGGUGUGAAGCCUUUCAAAAUACAGCUGGUGCAAGAAUUGAAGCCGAACGACCUACCGCAACGCAGAAUUUUUGGUGAAUGGGCUCUUGGAAAGUUGGCCGAAAAUCCACAUUUUUAUCGAAAAAUUGUGCUCAGCGACGAAGCUCAUUUUAGGAUCAAUUGGUACGUAAAUAAGCAGUAUUGUCAAUUUUGGAGUGAAGAUCAGCCAGAAGAAUUGCAAGAGCUACCAAUGUAUCCAGACAAGGUCACAGUUUGGUGCGGUUUAUGGGCUGGAGGUAUCAUUAGACUGUACUUCUUCAAAGAUGCUGCGAAUCGUAACGUAACUGUGAAUGGUGAGCGCUACUGUGAAAUGAUACCCAACUUUUUUUUGCCCAAAAUGCAAGAGCUUGACUUGCAUGACAUAUGGUUUCAGCAAGACGGUGCCACAUGCCACACAGCACGCGUAACAAUGGACUUGUUGAGAGGCGAGUUCGGUGAACAUUUUAUUUCACGUUCGGGACCUGUCAAUUGGCCACCCAGAUCGUGCGAUAUAACGCCUUUAGAUAAUUUUUUGUGGGGCUAUGUUAAAGCUCAUGUCUAUUCAGACAAGCCUGCUUCAAUUAAUGCAUUGGAAGACAACAUUAAAGCAUUUGUAUGUGAGAUACUAGCCAAAACACUGGAAAGAUUUGCAAGUAAUCCACAAACGAAAUUCGUUUCGCAUCCCAACACAACUGAUGCUAACACCUUCUUCGCCGAUUUCUGGACACAAGCGCAUUUCGGAGCUGAGGAACAAGGUUCACACCAUUCUUUAGCCUCUUGUUUUGAUUUAGCAUCAUAG